GCCAGAGAUUCUCCCUCCUCCGCUGCUUUUCUUUUCGGCUCCCGAUGGCUUCUACUCUCCCAUCCAAUUGAACGUUGCUGCCGCCCUCAUCUGGACUCUCGCAGGCCAAGGAUCUACCCGCGGGGAGCUGGCUGGGUAAGCAUCGCCCGGCCCCCCUCGCCCCUUCCAAAGGGCUGUUCGGUGUGCCGCAGGUUGGCCCCAGAGAUGAUGCAGCAGCAGCAGGACGAGUCCAACUCUCCAGUCUCGCCCGCCGACGACAGCUUGAGCAACAGCGAAGAGGAGCCCGAUCGCCAGCAGCAGCAACAGCAACAGCAGCCGCAGCCGCAGCAGCCGCAGCUUCAAGGCGCCGGCAAACGAGGAGGACGGAAGAGGCGCUCGAGCCGUAGGGCGGCCUCAGGAGUCAGCGGAGGAGGCCCCGGAGGGGGCGGCGGAGUGACCGGCGGGGGUCUCGGCUCGGCAGAGGAGCCGUGUAGUCCGGCGCAAGGCAAAAGAGGCAAGAAGUCGGGCGGAGGCGGCAGCAGCAGCGGAGGCGGCAGCCCUCAGUCCUACGAGGAGCUUCAAACGCAGCGGGUGAUGGCCAACGUCCGCGAGCGCCAGCGCACGCAGUCGCUGAACGAAGCCUUCGCGGCUCUGCGCAAGAUCAUCCCGACGCUGCCGUCGGACAAGCUGAGCAAGAUCCAGACCCUCAAGCUGGCCGCUCGCUACAUCGACUUCCUCUACCAGGUUCUGCAGAGUGACGAGCUCGACUCCAAGAUGGCCAGCUGCAGCUAUGUGGCCCACGAGCGCCUCAGCUACGCCUUCUCCGUUUGGCGCAUGGAAGGCGCCUGGUCCAUGUCCGCUUCCCAUUAGCGUCCUGUUCAGCCUGGCCCGGAGACUUUAGAUAACAUUGUUCUCAAAGGGAAGGAGAGAAAAUGGACAAAGUAGAGACUCUGCAAUUGGAUUCGCCCUCACUUCACAUCCCGGGGUUAUUUCCCCCCUUCUCAGACUAUAGCACGCCAAGGAUUUUCUUGGAAAUGUAGACCCGUUCUUGGUCCAGGUUGCAAAGAGCAGGGCGUGGGGAGAGCAAUUGAGGCAAGAGACCUAGAGCCCCUCAGACGGUGAGGUGGCUGAUCCAGAGUGAAGGCUGGAUGAUCUACCAAACAUCUCUGCAUUCUGAUCGAAAUCUGAACCAGCUUCCCCCCCCCUUACCAUUUUGACGAAGAAUGUUGGAAUUUUUCCCCUACUUCCUUUCCCUCUUUUUUGCAUGCAUGCAUUCCCUAGAGAGCUUAUGAGCCACUCAUGAAAGGAAAUAUGUUACUGGAGUCCCCCACCUUUCUUUUUGAACAGAUCUAAUGACAACGAGCCCCCCCUUUUUUUAAGGAGUGAGAAAGGGAAAUUCUCCCACCCGCCGCCCAAAAACCAUUU
Messenger RNA from Notechis scutatus (mainland tiger snake), 1404 nucleotides. RefSeq names its product twist family bHLH transcription factor 1 (gene TWIST1). Gene Ontology annotation, molecular function: protein dimerization activity; RNA polymerase II transcription regulatory region sequence-specific DNA binding; DNA-binding transcription factor activity, RNA polymerase II-specific. Gene Ontology annotation, biological process: regulation of transcription by RNA polymerase II; developmental process. The record is from RefSeq and is a predicted model, not a curated record. Lineage: Eukaryota; Metazoa; Chordata; Lepidosauria; Squamata; Elapidae.